AUGUCGUUCAUUAAAAGCCCUCCACAUGAUGAUUCUCUAGUACCCAAUAAUAAUCAUAGAUAUCCUGGCCCUGAUACGGUAGGUUCUUCUAUUUCUGGCGUCAAUGGUGGUGGUUCUGGCAUUAAUUUGAAUAAUGGAGAUGGCGUGAUGGGCAAUAAUAGUAUGGGUCUAGGAAAUGGCUCGGGACAGGGUGAGUUAGGAUCUGGUCAAGGAAACGCCAAUGGAGGCGGGGGAUUUUCGGCCAUUAACUUUGGCACUGGUAAUUUCAAACCCAUUCCAGCUGGAUCUAUUAGUGUACCUCCAAGUUCAAUGAGUCCACCAGGACCAACUGGGGGUCCAACUGGUGGACCCAAGAACUUUUCAUUUGUGGCCAAUCCAGUCAACCCAACCAAUAAUUCAUCUAAAGACAAGAAAAAACUGGUGGUUGCUUGCGCUGGGUGUAGAAAGAAAAAAAUCAAGUGCUCUGGUCAUCGUCCAGCAUGUACAAAUUGUUUACGUAUCAAUGUUGAAUGUGAAUAUCCUAUUGUCAGAAACAGAGGGUCCAGAUACGGGUAUACAAAAAUGCUCAGUCGUCGUUUAGACGCUUUGAGAGUGUACUGCUCAGAAGAUUUGUCCGAGGGAUCAUCUCCAGUGUCGCAAAUAUCACAGUCGAGUAAUACUAGCAAUUCUGGCGGUGCUCCUAUUGGUUCAUCUCUUAAUCGUGCAUUACCUAUAACAGAUGAACAGCAGCUUAUGAGACAGAUAUCGUCAAAAUCCGAUCAAGAAGCACAUCAUCUUCAUCACUUAGCAGAAAUCAACCUACAAAAAUCGUCACUGUCGUCUCAACAGGGUAUUUCUGGCUUGUCUGAUUUGAUGACCACCACGACCGCUGAGGAUAAACGAGCUGCUAAUAUCAUCACAGGACUAAAAUCAGGACCACCUACUCGGAAAGGGUCACCGGAAAUCGAUUCGUUAUUACCGCCAUCAGACAUCGUUAUCCACUUGGCAGAAGUAUAUUUCAAGUAUAUUCACAAUCAGACCUACUCGUUUCUACAUAAACCGACAUUUAUGAUAAGAUUACGACGUGGAGACGUCAAUCGAGGACUCGUAUUAGCGCUUUGUGGACUAGCAGCGAGGUUUUCUCGUCAUCCGAAAAUCACUAAAAGUGGACAGAAUGCACAUAAAGCAGGUGAAGUAUUUGCUGAGCGAGCAAGACAAGUAUUGAGUCGAGAGUUUGACAGCCCGUCUGUCGAGGCUGUCCAGGCCAUGAUAUGUCUUACUCAACACGAUUUCUUCAAACACAAGGGCGGAAAAGCGAUGAUUUAUAUAUCCAUGGCAAUGCCAAUGGCUUUGAAUCUAGGCCUAAAUAAAGAAUUACCUGAUGAUUCCCCUGCUACAUGGCUGGAAAGAGAAUGCCGUCGUCGUACGUUUUGGUCGUUAGUGGUUCUUGACAGACUAGGCCAUGCUACUAGUACCUACCCAAUUCAACUGGAUGAAAUAUCCGACAUCCUCCUGCCAUGUCCGUAUCAUAAUUUUGAAAACAAUAUACCAACACUGACAACCACGUUCGCUAAUCGUGACUUGUCUAUUCCCUCGCAUCGAGACUUGGAUGUGUUCUCGUACCACAUGGAAGCCACAUUAAUUUGGAACAAAAUCAACAGGUAUGUGUCUUCUAAAAACAACGAAUCAACCCCUCCUUGGAAAUCCGACUCGAAAUUCGCUGCUCUCGAACAAGAAUAUCUGCAUCUCAAAAACGACGUGGUACCUAGCAAGUUCAAGUAUUCCAAAGGCACUCUAAACGAGUUGAGUGCUUUGAAUCGAGCUGGCACCUAUCUCCAUCUCCAUACCGAACUGCUUGCAGCCCAAUUCCUACUCUACCGCACUGUCUACCCUUACGACCCCUCGAGGUAUUCAUUUCCAGACAAACCACCCAAAGAGUUCAUUGAGAAAGCUGUAUGCAACGUUCAAGAUGCUGCUAACUCAAUGGCUGCCAUAGUGUCUGAUAUUUUACAGUUGGAAGAUACUACCGUAGCACCAUUUAUCAGUUUCUGUGUGUUCACGGUAUCUUCGGUGCAUGUUGCACUAUCAUUCUCACCCGAUGCAGUUGUUGCGGGUCGAGCAAAACAGAAUCUCGCACUCACACUUCGACUACUGGUUAUCCUGCGAGAAUACUGGUACAUAGUGGGAGUAUGGUGUGUGAUGCUGAAAGAUAGAUACACCAAGAAACUGGCUGUUUCCAAAGAAGGAGCUGCCAGACGGCAAUUACAAGGCGGAGUAUCGAGUGAUAGAAUAGAAUUUUCGGAAACAGAUGGUGCCCAUGGAGAUGAUGACGAUGAAGACGGAGAUAAAACCACACCGACCAGUUUGUCACGACCUAGUACACCUCCAGCAUACCUACCUGAAGAUCUCAUUAAACACGGAACUUCUAGCAAUAUUGGAUCGACUGCGACUACCCGACCUGGCUCGCCAUUCAGUACUAAACCAGGACUGGGUUCGUUUCACGAGUUUCCUGGCGACCAACUUCCUGCUAAACGCAUUAAAGUUGAUAUGUCCACCUCGAAUUCCCAUGAACAAUACACAGACCAUCAACCGGACGCGGAUAUACAUCUCGGAGAAAGACAACAACUGCCGUCACAGGACAUUCCCUUCAGCAUCUCGGGCCAACCUUCUAGUGGAGCGCCCUCUGAAAUGGGUACCGCCGACAUUCUCCACGAUGACGGAGCCGAGUGGCUCAACGCCCUCGACAGCCGAAACUUCUUCGAUUUCGGCAGCCUGUACAACUUCGACUCGACCAUAGCACGACCGCUGCCCGAGGUGCCCGCUAUGCAGUUCAACGCUGACAAAGAACAAAGCAUCCUUGAGCAUAUUCUCGAAAACGUCAUGGACAAAGUCCCCGACGACCUGUACUAA
Sugiyamaella lignohabitans is the source of this 2889-nucleotide messenger RNA. RefSeq names its product Cha4p (gene CHA4). The coding region runs from base 1 to 2889 and encodes 962 amino acids. Lineage: Eukaryota; Fungi; Ascomycota; Dipodascomycetes; Dipodascales; Trichomonascaceae. Gene Ontology annotation, biological process: DNA-templated transcription; regulation of DNA-templated transcription. Gene Ontology annotation, molecular function: zinc ion binding; DNA-binding transcription factor activity, RNA polymerase II-specific; DNA binding. Gene Ontology annotation, cellular component: nucleus. The transcript has a single exon. The record is from RefSeq and is a predicted model, not a curated record.